AUGUCAACAUCAUUAACAACUGAUAAACAUCGACUGCUGGUCUUCCGGCGGCUCGGCACCAGUCUGGCGAACCACCGCGCAUCCUUAUCCUCAGAACUGGGCUCCCUGUGGGACUUCUUCCGCAUCGACCGCGAGAGGAGGCGUUCGGCUCCCGCCGCCACGUUCGACCACAUCCCACCGAUCGACACCAAGUCCCCGGCGAAGCUCGCCAGGGACUUGCUCCAAGUUGUCCAGGACACCGUCUUCUCCCGGAGGUUCGAGGAGAAGCGCUGCCCCCUGGUCAAGGAGGAGUCCGAUUUGAGUUCUGACGAUGAAGACGGCACGGAGAGGCGGAUCGCCAACCUGAUCGAUUUCUUCUUUACUAUUGUAAAAAGUCAAAAGGAGGAAAGAAAAGGUAGCGGUGGAAAUUGUUUCAAACGAGAAGCCAGCCCGGAAGACUCGAACAACGUGUAUGUGCCAACGAAAGCGAACACGGAGUUGGAACAGAAGAUGGAGACUCUCAUAGAGUUCCUGGCGACGACCGGUUGCGUCGAAGAGAACAACGAAGAGAAGAAGAUCACUCUAAUGGAGUUUCUCUUCGGAACGGAGGAGAGGAAGUUAGAGAAUCCCACUAUAGAAAUAAACGCUAAAGGAAUAAGUCUAUCUGAAUCUAAUGUCAACGUAAAAAACUUAACAUUCAUAGAUGAAACUCCAGGGGACGAAGGAAGUGAAACUUUAGUUGAAAUGUUACUCAAAUACAUGGAAGAUUACGGCGGAAAAGAGAAGGAGGCACCCAAAUCUCUAUCAGUGACUCCGUCGUUAUCGGAGAAAUCGAAAUCUGAUAUGACAAUAAGCAAAUUUGAAACGAUAAGUGAUAUUAGCAAAACGAAAUCCGAUUCAACGUUGACACACACGCAAGACACUGUGAUAGACAGAGGGGAGAACUCGAGGCGAGUGUCUGAGACGGUCAUCGAUUUGAGUUGUAUCAAAUCUGAUCUCGAAGGAAUAUUUGAGGAAGCCGUUCUCAGAGUGUACGAGUUGAACAUGAUGUUUGAAGACGAUACGAUGAGCGAGCAGGAGGACAUGGACAACUUCAAUGCGUACACGCAGCCUCCACACAUGAGCUACAGCCAGGGGCAGCCGUACAGCGUGGAGCUGUCAGACAUAAUAGAAGAAGACGAACCGGAGCCUUCCUCCCGAUGUGUGGACAAUAUGGGUCAGAUCAGACAAUGCGCUGAAGAAUUAAUACUCUACAUAGAGAACAAGAUACGAGAUUACCCCUUCGACGACAGUUCAGGACCGUCCACUGAAGAAUACAGUCGAGAGUUCGAUUUGAGUCCGAGUCAGAAAUCAAUCAGCUUAGUGGACUUGAGGAACAUACCUGAUUUGCCGCAGAGCACGAUGGUGAAGCCUAAAGUGCUGAGAGUCGACAAGUCUACAUCGACCACAGAAAUAUCGGAAUCGAUAUCAGAGAUGUGCCGGCGAAUCGAUUCAGCGUGUAUGACUGACGACACGUCGCUGUCGGCCAGCUCGGAGAGAAACGAAAGGGCGUUAGAUAAAUUGGAAUCGUUGCACCGAUUCUUCUCCCGAUCUCGAUUGGAGAUAAUCGAUGAGAGUUUAGAAGAGAACGGUGAUAAAAUCAAGAGCCCCAAUGGUAACAGAGCCCCAAAAAUGGAUGUGAUCAAAAGUGACAUCGCAGAGUAUAAAAAAGGGCAAGAAAGUUUGGAUGAUGUGGAAGAUCUGUUGGAUGACAAUGAUAAAAUGGACAGAGAUUCUGACAAAAUGUCGGAUGUAAACAAAACUGAGCAAUAAACCUAUUGAGAAUAUCAUGAAAAUUAAUUAAAAUGCGUAAUAAUAUAGGUAUAGUAAGCGGCCUUUAAGUUGAACCAUGCGCAGGAGCAUUUUAUCUGGUGUUAGCGGCGUACGGUCGAGGUGCCACGAGCUGCUACAGCACCUCGUUGACAUUACAAUCACGUAUGAAAGUUUCAAUUACUUGACAUCUUUAAUGUACCGGGCUACCACGAAGCACAAAUCUAACACUUUUGUUUAUAAUUGUACCAGUAAUUUUGGUUCAACUUACUUGCCGGAGUCUAUACAUCUGUUGUGCUGCAAAUGUUGAUGUUAUAAAUACACCUGUCAAUAAUGACAUUCGCAAUAACUUCAUUAUGAAUAUAAACGCGCCUAAUUUGACAGUUUCCUAUAAAAACAUUGUGACAGAUGUCAAUGAAACAGUCAGUGACUGCAUUUGCGUUUGUUUUAAUACAAGGGGUUAAAAUUAAAAACUUAAUACAUAUUUUUCGGGAGCAUACCUAAUAUGUACAAAAAAGUCUGUUAUUUAUAUCAGUAGUCAAAACAAAACACAAUACUUGUGUUCCGUACAUACAAAAAGGGACAUAUCAAAAAAUGUACAGGGUGACUCGGAAAUAACCAAUGCAAUGUAUUUUUAUAAUCAAAACCAACAACUUUUUCUAUCGUAACAUUCUGUCGGAGUAUAUCCAAUGGAUUUUGAAUCGAUCCAAAGUCGGGACAACUGUGUCACGCCGUAAUCCUGAAACGUGAAUUAAAUAUCAGAAAUUUGCAGGACAUACUGACAAAAUUACACGAGAAAGCAGAUAUCACUAUAUAUGACAAAAAUAUACAUGUUCUGAAAAAGAGAAUAUCCAAUAAAAAUGCAAACCGGCAUAUCGUAGUAAGUAUGUAUUAGUUUAUUUAGUACAAUAUAACUAUUAUAUUAUAUAUCUUGAUAUAGUACAUUGUAAAUAUAGCAAACAUGACAACGGCGUACAAUAUUUGCAAUUAUAUAUUUGAAAUUAAAAAAUAUAUAAAUUUACAGUACUCUAAAAUACUAUUUCAUAUUAACUAACGAUGCUUGCGCUAAAUACUUUCCGUUAAAGAUAUUACUAUCGGUUACACUAAAUUUUUAACUAACGAGAAACGAGGUUACUUAUAUAUCGACCUGUCCUCCUCAAAAUCGUUAUCGUAAAACUAAACUAUUAUAAAACCCUUUGAAAAUAUCUCAUAUACUUCACUUGAUAAAUACGUGUCACUUACUAUAAUUUGACGGUUAUGUGUCGAUUUGAACCUCUCCCUGGUGAUGCCCCUGGCGGAUUUUUUUAAAACCUUUAGAGGAAAGAGGUUGCACAGACUCAGAAUACAGAAAACCACUGGUUUUCUGUAUUCUGAGUGCACAGAUAUGAUAUGAUUAUAAUCUCACUCGCGGUAUUGUAAUCUGUCGAUAUAUUGUGAACUAAACAUACUAAUUACAAUUUAACGUGUUAUUUUUCGGUAUAAUCGAAGUGAAACCGUUAAAUUGCAAUCUUAAAACGUCAAUUACUGUCCGAACUUGCCCCUGAUUGGUCGGCUUUACAACAGACCGGUCUGUGUCCAUAGUGUUAGGAAUGAAACACAUAUGUCAGUCAAAUAAAAUACUUCAAGAAUUGUGACAUCACAUAUUUAUUUAUUAUUUAUUGACCUAAGUUUGUGUUCUAACCUUACCUAACUUUAGAUUUGACAAAAUUAUACUUAUAAAUAACAUUAUCAUCAUUUUACUUAUGGAAGAACAAUGUUUAAAAUUACGUGUUUAAAAAAAUUAAAAUACGCACUGGCACCCCUCCGAUUUUCUUUCUUUUUCUUUUUUCUUUCAUUUGUCCAUUGUAAUUUUUUACAUAGAUUAUAAUAUACCAAAAAAUAACACGUUUAAUUGUAACAUUAUGUUCAGUUCACAAAUCACAAUAUAUCGACAGAUUACAAUAUCGCGAGUGAGAUUAUAAACUAACGUAUUUUACAAUUUAACGGUAACAUAUAACUACUUCUUUAAAAUCUGCGUGCGUUUCUAAAUCGGUCCGUCGGUUUGCGAGCUACGAUGCCAAGGAUAGACAAACAUACACUUCAUUUAUUGGAAGACUGCUUCUUUUGCUUCGGAGGUUUGGAAAAACAACCUUGCUAUAUGUACUAAUUUUGUAAGUAAAAAACAAUCCAGUAAGCGCAUUUUCAAUUGAGUCAUCGGGUCACCAAACAUUUCACUGUGUCUAUUGACAUUUAUUACGGCUCAGUUGAUAACGCGUUUAAUAUGCUAUUUAAAAAAUAAAAAAUACAUUUUGAUAAUUGAAAACAUUAGGAACAUCCCUAUUCCUUGAAAUGUGACCAUAAAAAAAUAAUCAUGAACAAAACAUUUUUUAAUCAAGGUAACGUUGACAAAAAAAUAUAUUUUUUUAACUAUAAAAACAGGACGAAAUAUUUUAUGAAACAAAAUUAUGAUAAACAAAAACUUGUAAUGCACAAUAAAUUAAAAUUAUUAAUUUUAAGAUUUAAUUAAAUCAGUAAAUUAACUAAAUAUAUCUAUAAUUGUGUAUUGUCUGAAAUAAGUUUAAUUUUCUUUCUAUUCAAAGAAAAUAUCUAAAAAAACUUUAUUAAUAAAUUAACAUCUAUGAUAACAAUUUUAGUAAUAAAAAAAAUAUAUUGCUUAAUAAAAACAAACGUCUCGAAUAAGUCGAGAAGGAAUAGUGAGAUUUUUAUUAUUAAUAAAAAUAUAUAGCGACUAAAAUAUAUUAUUAUUCUUAGAUAUAGAAACCUAGGCAUAUAUUAGUGUUCUAACAACAAAUACAUAUUAAUACACAGUUAUGUAGUACAUCUAACUCACGAAGAGCGUUUGACUGUAUUGUAGCCUGCGAUUGCCACACCUACUUCAUUUUGUUUUACGACUUAAUGUUAGGCCAUACUCGUACUAUAUCUAUGUACGUAUUGUUAGCCAAUUAUGUUAGGACUUUGGUGGCUUUGGAAGGCAUCAGAUUCCAAGGGUCCAGACCAAAGAGUAUAUACUCCAAAGAGAAAAAGUGAUACUACAUACACGGAAAUAUUGGACAUAGCAGCGACAUUAUUUACGCAUACGAAAUAUUUUAAAUGGAGAUUUUUGAUUUUAAUUUUUGUAUUAAGCCUGUCCUUGUAUUUUUAUCCGAUUUUAAACCAUGGAUUUUUUCGAGUUUGACCUUAUAACUUCGUCAUUGUUUAACCAAUUUUGAAAUUAUUUUUUUCUCAGCACAUAAUGGAGAUAUGAUCGCUAAAAGAAAUACGUUUGGAGUUCAAAUACAAAAUUUUGAACUUGGACAAUUUGAAAAUUACUACAUUACAAAGCGUAAAGCCACCACAGUUCAAACUCCAUAAUUGGCUUCCACACUUACAUGGUAAAAGCAUGGACUGUCAAAUUUUCAACCUUCUUAUAAUGAUUUGUGUUUGGCUGUACACCAAAUGCGUGAACCAUGAAAAAGUACUAUUUUCACGUCGUGGAAAUGGUUGACAAAAUUAGUUUUCGGCUCACCGACCAGCUGAAAUUGCUAGUAAAAAUUAUUGUAUUAUUAUAAAUAUCUCUGAAGCUAAAUACAUAAGCUCAUCAGUUGUCGUAACUGCUACAACGUCAGCCAAACUUACGACACCCGUUCGUGAGGUAGUUGUUCUACAUGUAUGAAUUUUGCAAACAUUUACUGGCAUUUUUGAAAAAUUUUCGAGAAAUGGGGUAAAAUCAAUACAUUCCCUACUUAGUACCUAUUAUAAACUGUGGGGAACUAAGAACACAUAACUAGUAAUUUCUAUUAUGUAAACUUUUUUAGCAUAUAGCGUUAGAAAUUAAAUGAAUAUAUCCUUAAAAACCAUUUUUUAUGCCAUAUUUCAUUCGAUAAUUAAUAUUUAUUUAUUUUAUCGUCAAUUUAUAUGAAAGUAAGCGUUUGCAAAAAGAAUAAUAUCUACCCAUCUAUACAUACACAUUAAAAAGGCAAAUUGAAUUUAUAUUAGUGAAAUUAACAUUAAAUUUAUUAUCUACAAGACGUUUUAUACUAUCCUUUUGAACUUUAGCUAAUAAGAACAAAAUAAUGUUUAAUGUUAUGUAGCCUCUCUUUCUAUGUGAAAUACAUUAUAAUAUUAUUAUUAUCUAUAUAUGUAUAUUAAUUAUUAUUUAUAUAAAAUAUGUAUUUAAAUUUUAUAUAAAUAAUUAUUUUGGUUUGCUUAAACUUUUAAAUGAAUAAUUGUUAUCGAGACAUUGAUUUUAUUGUAUAAAAUAAUAGAAUAUAAAUAGAUUGAUGUAAAAGCGAGCUGAGAUUAUAUUAGGUUAAUAGUUUAAACCAAAGAUUUAAAUUAAUUUAAAAGAUUGACAUUCAAAUUAAUUUGUGUAGUUGCAUUAAUUACUAUGCAAUCAUCAUCAUCAUCAUAAUUAUCCUGAAUAAUUUUAUCGGAAAAUAAAUUUACCUGAUGUGUAUACAAAGUGGUGCCAGGAAUACGACCUUAAAUUAAUACACGAUCGCUAACAGUCAAUCAAAAUACGAUUAGGUGAUUAAAUUAAUUAUUGUAUAAUAAAUAAAAAAACUAAAUUUUCAAACAAAAUAAAUUCGGAAAUAAUCUAAAAAAUUCACAACAUCCUUUAAAAUAAUAUAAAACUAACCUCAAGUGACCUGUAGGUAAAAGCGGCAACAUCGCGUCUCCUAGUUUUUGGUUAUUUGGCGGUCCGUUUGUAGUGCGUAAAGUUCUUUCAUGCACUCGUAGGUACUUAUCUACAUAAGAAUAAUCACGCCGCGCCGGCGGGCGGGAGCGCCAAAAUUGAAUUAAUUUGUAUUUUGUACGCCGCACGAGACGAGUAGAUAUUGUUCUUGUCACUAGAUGUUUUUGUUACAAAUGUUACUAAUCAAAGCUCACACAUUUUAAACAUGAUAGGUAUAGGUAGGUACUCGUACGUAUUUACAGUACUUAGUUUAAAUUUUUAAAAUCCUGGAAAUGUCCACCAUUCAUUAAAAUACACAAGGUACAACGUCGCGAGAUAUCGGUAUAAUACUCAGUAGCAGUAUCACCGAAACGUGGCAUUAUGUUUCAAUACCAAAACACACUUCACAAUAAAAAAAACUACACAAAUCACAAGAAAUGUUUGAUUUGUAUAAAACAAUGCGCAAGGGUAGCAACUGGCUAUCACACACUGAGUCACUAUUCAAAAGACGCCGCCCGCGCCGGGAACCUAAUCUAGCAAAAACACUAAAUGUAUUUCUAUCCUAUUCCCACUUAGUAAAUCUUCCAAACACCUACAGUUAGCUAAAAACAAAUGAUAUUGAAUGAAAGCCCUUAUAGGCCAGGAUCCGGUGAAUAUUUUAACAGUUGAUGACUGUCAAAUUAAUUUUCCGUGAGUAGCUUCGUCUUGAUGAGGCGCCCAAUUUUUAAAUUUUCGAAAAUUAUUUAUUUUGGUAGCUAACAGAGUUACUAGAUAACAAAAAUGUCUGAGCAUAGGAACGAAAUAACUGACCACGCUAUUUGUAAGACAAUAUGGCUGAUAAGUUGUAUAACUAUUAAUUUAUACAACUUUUCAGCCAUAUUGUCCUACAAAUUCAAUGUUAUUUAUGCCUCAUCAAGACAAAGCUACUCACAUAAAAUUAACUUGGUAGUGAUCAACUGUAAAAAUGUUCCCCGGAUCCUGGACUAUUAGUGCCCAAUUGACAACGUCGCAAUUUUCGUUUGUUUACAUUAAAAAUAGGUACAAAAUUUGUGGUGCCGAAUAAUUAUUGUAGGUAAGUAUGGUAAAGACAAUAAGAAUUUUUAUUCUUAUGUGCAUUAGGUCUAAAUUUCAAUAGGAUUUUUGUUUUUUGUAAGUUACCAAUAUUUUUUAAAACGCACAUUUUAAAUUGUUAUUUUGGUUUAUCAAGGUGAAUGACCUAGUGAAUUUUCGUGAGGUAUUUGUAAUACAUUUACAGCGUGUUCAAAAAUUGUUUAAGUGAAAAAAUUAUUCUGUGGCUAAACCACUGCAUAGAAAUUAAUAAAAAUUGGCGUGCAGACUACUUACACGAUACCCCAUAUGUGGUUGAAAUUAAGGUCGUAAUCGUUUCACCACUUUGUAUACCUACAAUCGUAUUAUAAAAUAAAGUUUAUCGUCGCGUUUGGCUGUAAAAUCUAAGAACGUAUUUUCAUACGGUGUUCCUCAAUGGAUAUAGUGAUUCAUGAGGAAUGUUAAGUAUUUAUGUCGUCGACAUACAUUUGUUGAAAUAUGGCGAUGAUUGGAAGUUUCUUUCUUCUUUUAACGAAAACGCUGCCUAAUCCAAAGGGAUUACGUUUAUAAAGACAACAAAACAUGCAUAGUAGGGUAUUCCUUUUUUGUAUAUUCUUUCUAACAAACAUCUACUUCCACAAUGUGCACGCGGACAACAUUUUGGGCUUUUAUAGUGUUUUUAGUAAUCAGACUCCAAGAGCACCUCACAGCAUCGUAAUGAUAUCUACGCACAAUUGCGCCGUUGCUAUUUGGAAAUUGCAGGCGUUGCGUAAACAUUAUAGCGGAAUUACAUAAACAUAUAUCAUAAUACAUACAUCUUACUAACUCAUCUAGAUUAUUAUUUAUAUGGUUCUUGAACUGAAAUAAAAAUUCAUUUAUUUUAUUAUUUUUAUUUAUUUAUAAACAAUUAACUUAAAUCUUUGCUUCAAACUACUUUUACAUGUAAAUUAUUUUAAUAACCAUUGAUAGAAUGUAUUUUAAGUAAUAUUUAUUUACUAUUAUACAAGUAGCUGUCAUAACAAAUAAAUUAUAUUGCCAGUGUUUUUGGGACAUGGAACAAAACUAUUUAUAAAGUACCGCCCAGUGAUUAGCCUAUGUGCUCCGAAUGACGAGUGUAGGUCGUAGGUGAUUACGUUAAAUUCUUUGACGACCUCUGCGCUAUUACAGUGAUAAUCAUCGGGGUCGAUGGCUUAACGUGCUCACCGAGGCACGGGGCACCAGCGACUUCCCAACUCCUGACCGAGAACAGACAUUUUCUUAGAAGCUCGGUCCAGAAUUUGAACCCAGAAACUCGCAAUACGAAGCCACCAUUACCAUAAAGAUGGUUUCUAAUUAGGGUAUGCAUUAUACGUACUAAUUGUACAAAAUGGAAAAUCCCUUCUCCAAGAUAGCUUCGAAAUGGGUCUUUUUGGUAUAUAGGCUACCCACUGAGCCGGCACACAGCGGUGCAAUGAGACAUUAUAUUAUGAAUAUUAUACAUUAUUUAUGACAAAAAACCCCUGUUACAUUAUUAAAAUAUAAAAUAAUUUUAUUAAUAUUGUUAUAUAAUUCUUAUGGUUUUAUAGUUCCAUAGAACUGCCCCAAUGAAAGAAAUGAUGAAAAUGUUCUUUUUAUGUAAUAGUAAUAAUUAUUAUGUUGUUAUAAUUGUGAAUUUACAUUCUAUUAAUAAUAUGUAUUAGAGUGAAAGCCUGCGAGAGCCAGACACGCCUCAUCUUAUGCACGCUGAAGAUGUUCAGCACAUUAUCGCGUAUUUGACAUUUUUUAUUUCGUAGAAGUAACGGUGAAUCUACGACAUAGGUAUAUAGUGGGGAGGGGGGGGGGUUCCGGGUAAGCCGUGCCCACCCUAGAAUGGUCCUGUGCCCACCCUAGCAUACUGGGCUAUCACAAAAAUAUUGUAAACGAAAUUUUUAUAUUGAAUUUCGACUCUUGUUUUGUCAGGGGCCAGGCCCCCAGAAAAUGAUCCUUUAUACGCUAAUGAUCAGCGAUGUCUACUCUCGGAGAAACAGGCAAAUCUUUGCAACACUGUUGUGAUCGCUCAAAAACGCCUCAUACUAAAUAAUGCUCUUGUGUGACGUCACGAUCACGACGAAAACUCGUUAACUAUAGAUAUCUUCAUUACCUAUUUCUGCGUUUAUGUUUUUAGUCUUCGUGUGUGUAGUUUAUAUACUAAUUCGUCAAUAUAUUAUCACCAAUUUCGCCUAAAUAUGUAUAAUCAAAGGUAGUCAAAUAACCAAUUGGUUACCGUGCUUACUACGAAACAUUCAGCUUUCAUAAAAUGCGGUAUGUCUGACUCUUGCAGGCUGUCGCUCUGUAUGUUUGUAAGUCGGUGGGUUAUAUUUUAUGAAAUGAAAUACAUUUUAUUUUACUGUG
Molecule: messenger RNA, 9859 nt
Organism: Bicyclus anynana (squinting bush brown)
Lineage: Eukaryota; Metazoa; Arthropoda; Insecta; Lepidoptera; Nymphalidae
Exons: 3
Coding region: 1-1791 (596 amino acids)
Source: RefSeq, a predicted model, not a curated record